AUGGCAGAAGUGAAGCUGGAGCAGACGGAGCCGUGUGUGGAGUCAACACACCUGAAAAAUGAGCCAGAGCUGUGUGUCAAAGAAGAGCCAGAGGAGUUUCCUUUUCACAUAAUCACUGUGAAAACUGAAGAUUCUGAAGAUGAGUCCUCUGUGCUUCAACAAAGACCAACUGAAGAUAGUGAGAAGCACUCUGACAGCUCUGAAGACACAGACCACUCACAAGACUAUAAUCCAGAACAGGCUCCAGCAAAAAGAAGCUAUGCCAUGAUUUCUGCUGACCCAUGCAUCACAGACCACAGACCCUUCAGCUGCUCAGACUGUGGGAAGGGUUUUAAGAGGAAACAAGAUCUGAAAAGACACUUGGCAGAGGAUGUUCGACUGCUCAGUUUGUGA
Molecule: messenger RNA, 393 nt
Organism: Knipowitschia caucasica
Lineage: Eukaryota; Metazoa; Chordata; Actinopteri; Gobiiformes; Gobiidae
Source: the annotation of a GenBank genome assembly